AUGGUCGUCGGCGGCCGCGGCGUCGCCGCGCUGUGCAGCGUCGUCGCCGCCGCCGCCGCGUGCGCCUGGUCGCUCCGGCGCCCGGCGGCGCCGCCGCGCGCGCCAGGCUGCCCGCCGGUCGAGGCGCUGCUCGUCGGCGGGCCCGGCUCGGCCGCCGCGUCGCUCGCGUUCCACCUGAGCGCGCGCGUGCCGGACUGGCCCGCCCUCGCGUGCCUCGCGGCCGCCGGCGACGCGGCCGUCGACGCCGCGCUCGCGGGGCCGAUCCCCGUCGACCUCCCCGACCACUUCCCGCGCGGGUCGCCGCCGCCGCUCUUUCUCGCCGCGGCGCUGACGCGGCUCCUGCUCGGCGAGGGGCCGCCGGGGGACGCCGAGGCGGCCUGGCGGUGCGUCGCGGCCGCCGCGGCCGCGGGCGCGCCCGUCGACGUCGCCCUCGUCGCGGCGCUCCUGCCGCCGCCGGAGGGCCUGCCGGCCUGGCUCGGCGCCUACGGCGAAGCCUUCGCGCUCGCCGCGCCCCAGUUCUACCUCGGCCCGCCGCUCUCCGGCGCGCCGGCCCACUUCAGGGCAGGACAAGAGAGCGAAAUUCCCAACUUCAAAGCCUCAUAUCUCGGCCGUUUUCCACUCGCGACCUACGCGACGGCGCCCGCGUUCUUCGCGUUCCGCGAGGACGCGCCGGGCGCGCGGACCUGCGUCCAGCGCGCGGGCGACGUCCUCUUCGUCCCGAACAACUGGGGCCACGCCGUCCUCAACCUGCGCACGUCCGUCGGCGUCGCCGCGGAGCUCUCCUUCCUCGAGCU
This is a messenger RNA of Aureococcus anophagefferens, 794 nucleotides long. Its product is annotated as expressed protein. Lineage: Eukaryota; Pelagophyceae; Pelagomonadales; Pelagomonadaceae. The transcript is spliced from 3 exons. The record is from RefSeq and is a predicted model, not a curated record. The annotation marks the transcript as partial.